AUGAAGCAAUUUCCUGGAAGUGGAGGCAUACUCUGCUUAGCUCCCUUCUUCUUGUUGGCUAGUGAAUUUGUUAUGAGCAGAUUUUCUCAGUCUGGACCGAAAGCUGCUCUAACGUCCAAGAAAUCCUCCUUACUUUUCCCAUCAAAUAAUCACGAUAAAUACAGCAAUAUCGGUCCUUAUCGAAUUGUUGACUCCAGGUCUAAAUGA
Molecule: messenger RNA, 207 nt
Organism: Priceomyces carsonii
Lineage: Eukaryota; Fungi; Ascomycota; Pichiomycetes; Serinales; Debaryomycetaceae
Exons: 1
Coding region: 1-207 (68 amino acids)
Source: RefSeq, a predicted model, not a curated record